ACAAGUGAUGCAUUGUGCGUAAUCAAAUUGUGAACUAGUUGCAAAAACUGUAAUUGCCUUAAUUGCACUCAGUUGUUGUUCAGGGGACCCUAUAAAAACAGAGCAGAGUUUCGUCAGUUUAUCCACAACAGUCCCAGCUGUAACAACAGAUCAGAUCAAAAUGAAGGCAACCCUAUGUGCAGCAACUCUGCUAGUCAUCGCUAUAUCGGCUGUCCAGUGCAAUCCGAAUUUCCAGCAGCUAAUGAAACAGUGCAUGGACGAGACGAAAUUAACGGAGGCCGAGCUGAAGGCGUUCAUGAGCAAUGGCAUGAACGGUAAUGCCAAUGAGAAUCUCAAAUGUUAUGCGAAGUGUCUGAUGGAGAAACAGGGUCAUCUAGUCAAUGGACAAUUAAAUGCGGACGCUCUGCUGGACACCUUGAAGAACGUGCCACAAAUGAAGGAUAGAAUGAGCGAAAUCACAUCCGGUGUGAAUGCCUGCAAAAAUAUUAAAGGCUCCAACGAUUGCGAUACCGCAUUCAAGAUCUUCAUGUGCCUCAAGGAGCACAAGGCCGUCAUGGGCAGCCACUAAACAGAGUUAUCCUUGCAUAAUACAUUUAAAUCAGCCGUGCUCGGAGGUGUUUGAUAAAUGUUCAAUAAAUGUUCGUUACGUGUAUCUUUGUAUAAUGUAUUAAAUAUUUUGGUGUUGGGCAGCAAA
Molecule: messenger RNA, 694 nt
Organism: Drosophila hydei
Lineage: Eukaryota; Metazoa; Arthropoda; Insecta; Diptera; Drosophilidae
Product: general odorant-binding protein 56h
Exons: 2
Coding region: 161-568 (135 amino acids)
Biological process (GO): sensory perception of smell
Molecular function (GO): odorant binding
Source: RefSeq, a predicted model, not a curated record